Messenger RNA from Acaromyces ingoldii, 407 nucleotides. Its product is annotated as putative 50s ribosomal protein L33. The record is from RefSeq and is a predicted model, not a curated record. Gene Ontology annotation, molecular function: structural constituent of ribosome. The transcript has 3 exons. Gene Ontology annotation, cellular component: ribosome; mitochondrion. Gene Ontology annotation, biological process: translation. NCBI's taxonomy places the organism in Eukaryota, Fungi, Basidiomycota, Exobasidiomycetes, Exobasidiales, Cryptobasidiaceae. Bases 90 to 263 code for a protein of 57 amino acids.
CGAGGCUUCUUCCGGCAGUGCAUCUUAGGUCCUACUGGUCCCUGCCGUACUCUUCUGUGGAGAACAACACACAGGAUUUCGGGGAAAGCAUGGCCGCCAAGAGCAAAGCAAGAGUGAUCAUCGCCCGGCUCGUUUCGACGGCAGGUACGGGCUACAUCUACACGACCCGGCGGCUCCGCCUUGCGGACCGCCUGUCAAUGAUCAAGUACGACCCCAGAGUCCGAAGACAUGUCUUGUUUCAAGAGACGAAGGGUUCAAAGUAGGCGAGAGGGGCGAUGCAGAGGAAUCUGGGACGCAAGACCGGGGAUGCAAGACCGGGUCUGCCGCGCGCGAUGCCAUGAAGUGAUGGAGACGAGGAGAGGAUGAGGAAAGAAGAGGAGUCGCCUCGAGGAAGAGGGGAGGACUGG